AUGUCAAGGACUUACACGAAGCCCUCGGCAACCAGCCUGUCUCGGAAAAAGUCUCCGACAUACCAGAUUGAGGAGUCAUCGGCCAGCUUGGAGGACUUUCCACUGGACUCGCCGGUAACCGCAGGCGCCCACAUUGCGACAUGGGUCCUCUACUUCGGGUAUCUGGCAUGGCGAGUAAAGCUCAUCUGGGAGCUGUAUGUUCCUAACACCGUGACUUGGUCCUUCCUAUGGCUCAAUGUCUUGAUGGAGGUAAUCAACAUUCUAUCAGACUUUGUCUCCCGGUUCGAAAUUCUCCUGUAUAUCCCGUUUGGGCGCAGACCUGCUCAUCGUCCAUCAUACUACCUACAUGGAGAUAUUGCGCCCGCUGUGGAUAUAUGUAUCACCUGUUGCGGGGAGGAUCUGGACGUGAUAAUGGAUACAGUGGCGGGGGCCGCCUCACAAAGUUACCCACGAGAUCGAUUCCGUGUGUUCUUGCUCGACGACGCGAAAAGCUCGGCACUGGAGACUGCCGUCCGAGAAUUCAACAAUCAACGACCCAAUGGCUUCCAGAAUGUCAUUUAUCUGGCCCGGAAGAAGCAACAAGGAGCUCCGCAUCACUACAAGGCGGGGAAUCUCCGGUAUGGACUAUCAGAGAGUGCCAGAAGAGGCGGAGGAGCUGAGUUCGUGGCAGCAUUGGAUGUCGACAUGAUCCCCGUGAAGGACUGGCUUCGACGUGUCGUUCCUCAUUUGCUUCUGGAUCAAAAUGUAGCAAUGGCUAUUCCACCGCAGCGGUUCUACAACACCCCAAAGAACGACAUGCUGGGCCAAGAUACGAAUGUGUUCGCAAGUUUGACAGAGCCAAUGAACGACAGCUUGGGAGGGGGAUGGCCUCUGCAGAACGCCGGAGAGGAUAUACUAUGUGCCUGGCUUCUAACCUCCCAAGGAUGGGACCUUACGUUUGUGAAAGAUGAGGUACAAUUCGGACUGGCUCCUGAUUCUUUGGCUGCAUGGUUCAAGCAGCGUGCACGGUGGACGGACGGCAACAUUCUUUCAUAUCGCAACCUUGGCUGGUUUCUCUCAAACAACGAUUUUGGUAGUCGCAGGACAGCACUCCAGCGUAUCUUAGGACUAUGCCACAUCGCGAAGACUUACGUCGCUCUUCCUAACAUGUUCUUCAUUGUCCUUCUUCCAUUGGCUCUAUACCCAGUCGAAUGGACCGGCACGGAACUACCUGACUCAUGGAGACAUAACUUGGGUCAAUCCUACCUCAUCUUCCUACUUGCCACAUUACUUCAGAAGUUCUGCUACGCCCGGAUCCACUCAGGCGUCAGUGUGAAAGUCGCUAAGAACCACCAAGCCAACCGAUUCUGGAAUACGCCUUUAAACACGGCACGCAUAAUCCGCUCCUGGAUCCCCGGCAACAUCGUGAGUUUCGAAAUCACAGGAACAGUGGUAUCAUCGAUCAACGAGCGUUCCGCCACGCACCGCAAACCACUAUGGACUCGUCUUCUGAACUCGAUGAUCCUGAUUCCUGCGGUGGUCGUUUUUCUGUUCUCUUCGGUUAUGAAGUUGUCUAUUCCGGUACAGUAUAUGGCAUGGCCGCCUACUGUGCCGGAGAGGCGACAGCUACUGAAUAAGGAUGUUGAUGGGGCGUAUCGGGCACCUGAGGUAAAGAAGAAGAAUAAGUGUGCGAAUGGUAAGUACCUCAUCAUGUUCGAUCGGGUGCAGGACGUCUAUCGAAUGCUCCUUGCAGCAGUGGAUGUGUUGGGUUUUCAUACAGGAAAAACACCUAUGAAGUAUGCACAAAGGGUGGCCAUCGAUGGCAGGAAGUGCAAUGUGGUAUGGACUGCACUUGGAGCCGCACUGCCUGUGGUCAGUCUAUGGACCUUGUUCCUAGAUGCCGAGCGAAAGCCCAUGAAACGUGAGAUCGGACUACAACUGUCAAUGUGGACACUAAAUCUGCUCGAAUGCCUGUUCUGCUACUCUGGGCGACCGGAUACUGCUGGCCUUUCCACUGACUUACCAGGAAGUGCCGGGCGGCUUGUAACCGCCAUAGUCAUUGGGAUUGACUGCUAUCGACAACGUAGGAGUGGUAGCUUUCACCAUCAGCGUCUACUACUCUCCCAGCUCCAAGUAAUUACGGCUAUAGGUGGAGUCUACUGCAAUUGGAGAUUUAAUCCUGGUUCCAAAGGUGCCUCGCGAAAGGACCAGAAAGUGGACCAAGAAGAAACGAGCAGUUUCUUCAGCAAAAUGUCAUUCAGCUGGGCAAGUCCCCUUCUGCAAAAUUCCAAUGAAAAAGGGCUUCUCGAAAUGCAGGAUCUUCCUCACCUCCGCGAUGAAUAUAGUGCGGGUAGCAUGAAAGGUGACUUCUUGAUAGAGCAGAGGAAUUUUGCGCUACGAAAAAGGUGGCCGUUCGUAUCUGCCCUAUGGAAUCUCACAUACAAAUCUCUUCCUGGGCAGAUAUUGAUGGGCAUCAUGAUCACUGCCUUGAGCUUCGCUCCUCAAGCAGCACUGUUUGGUCUUCUCGACUCGCUCAAUAGUUCUUGGACGGUUUCUUGGGCAUAUGUCCUCGGUCUGUGUCUGCCACUCGUUCUAUCGGCAAUACUCGACAAUAGGAGAUACUGGAUUUCUUACCGGUGUUUAUCGCUCCGAGUUCAGCAGCACCUGAUGGUCGCUUUGUUCGACAAGGCCACCCGUCUAGAUCUAGCCUCUCCAACUGAUUUAUCGAUGGAGAAAAAGACCGCCGCCAGAAACACAGCAGAUCCUAGCAGUCUGAUGACCCUGAUGUCGGUUGAUUUGAAACGAGUAUCAGACCUUAUGUUAAAUUCUUACGCUAUCUUUGAGACUCCGAUACGCCUCCUUGUAUCUGCUGCGAUGCUAACCAGGCUUGUCGGUUGGCAAAGUCUGCUUGCCAGUGUGAUAAUUGUCAUGCUGCUUUGGCCACUUAAUAAGUACACUGUAAAGCGCUAUACCUGUGCGAAUAAAACAAUGAUGGAAUACAGGGACCGCAAGAUGGCAUCGGUGACAGAGGCUCUGCAUGGUAUUCGUCAGAUAAAGGUUUCCGCGAUGGAAGAGCAAUGGGAGGACAAAAUCAACUUGUUGCGCGAAGGGGAACUGGAGGCACAACGAGUGACUUUCCAGUGGAAUCUCGUCCUGAUGGCUCUAUACCUACUGACGCCCACAGUUCUGUCGACGGUGGUGUUGACGAUGCACUCAGUUGUUCAUGGGUCCCUCUCGCCGGCCACUGCCUUCACGGUCAUGUCUGUGCUCAACACCAUGCAAAGCUCAUUGACGGCUAUGCCUGGGAUCAUAUCAUCUGGACUCAAUUGCAUAUUUAGUUCAAAACGGUUGUCGGAAUACCUCACCACCCCCGAGCAGCUUUCUGUUGUGCUGCCAUCUGAAAAUAUUGAAUUUCACGAUGCAUCCCUAGCAUGGCAUGGACAUACAGAUGGCAAAGUGGCAGUUUUAAGGAAUGUCAAUCUAAAAAUUCCAAAACACGGUAUGUCGGUUAUUGCGGGACCGACGAGUGCUGGCAAAAGUCUUCUCCUGGCCGCAAUACUAGGCGAGUGUGACAUUCUCAGCGGCACAGUCCGAGCUCCAACCAGGCGGGAAUGGAACCCGACCUUUCAACGGGGCCAGGAGUGGCUCGUUGAGGGAGCAAUUGCAUACGUGUCUCAAACCCCAUGGAUCGAGGCCACUACGAUAAAAGAUAAUAUCCUGUUCGGUUUGCCGUACAACCCCGAAAGAUACGACCAGGUGGUGGCUGCGUGUGCGUUGGAUCAUGAUCUGCAGAGCUUUCCCGAUGGGGACCGGACUCAAUUGGGUCCAAAUGGUGUCAACUUAAGCGGUGGACAGAAGUCGCGACUAUGUCUCGCUCGGGCCCUCUAUUCGCGAGCCACGGUCCUACUUCUGGACGAUAUACUUAGCGCAGUUGAUGUGCACACUGCGGCUCAUUUGUGCAAACAUGCUUUGACUGGGCCCCUGGCACAGCGAAGGACAUGUGUUCUUGUAACACAUCACGUAUCUUUGUGUUUGAACUACGCUACAUGUGUAAUGCAUAUCGGCGAAGGUAGUGUAUGUUACAGUGGAGCUACUAAUGUGAGAGAAUCUGGGAAAGAAAACAAUCGCAUGCCUCUUUCAUCAAUCCUGGCGUCUAGUGAUGUUAAGGAUGCUAGCAAAGAUGAGAACAAGACGCUGAAAGCGAGGGGUUUAACCCAAGCCCCGGGCAAGCGAUUUACCCAUGAUGAGUUCCGGGCAACAGGCUCAGUUCAAUGGGGGAUAUUGCAAGACUAUAUUCAACAGAGUGGUACGUUGGUUUAUUGGCUGUUACUUAUAUUGGGGUUCCUGAGCUAUAGCGGACUCAUGCUUAGCAGGGCUUGGUGGCUCGGCGUAUGGAGUCAAUCCUAUGAGUCUCCGUCAACGACAGAGAGUGAUCAAUUCAGAUACCACGCCCAAAUCUACAUUAUUCUGUCGGUACUGGUGUGCGUCGUCGGCUCACUGCGGAGCUACUUUGCAGUACUGGGCUCCAUGAAGGCCUCACAUAGCCUCUUUCGUCGGUUUCUACAUCAGGUCCUCCGGACCCCUCUCAGGUGGAUAGAUACAGUUCCUGUUGGGAGAGUGCUGAACCGCUUCUCGAACGACUUCAGUCUCGUGGACACCCAACUUGGCGAUGAUGUGCGAGCCAUCCUAUCUUACUCAAUGGAAGUUUUAAUGGCUGUGGUCCCGGGCUUAGUCGUCAACCCCCUUUUCCUCGUCUCUAGCGGUAUUCUCGGAGCCAUAACCACUCGGUACGCAAAAUGGUACUUGGUCGGUGCCCGCGAACUGAAGCGGCUCGACAGCGUCGCCCGAAGCCCUAUAUACGAGCAUAUCGAGUCGUCUUUGGCAGGUCUGUGGACAAUCCGCGCAUUCGGAAAAACUGGUGUAUACCAGGAGCAAUUCCGACAGAAGCUUGACCGCCGUGCUCGUACGCAAUGGCACAGCUGGAUGUUCAACCAGUGGCUCGCUUUUCGUUUGGAUUUGAUCGGUGCGAUCUUUACGGCCAUUUCUGCUGCUGCUGUGGUUAUGCUUGCGGUAGAUGCCUCGACCGCAGGAUUCACCAUUAGCUUUACGAUGAGACUCACGCAGUCGAUAUCAAUGGGGAUCCGCCGGUAUGCGUCCUUGGAGCUGGACCUGAGUAGCGUGGAGAGGAUUCUAGAGUACUGUAAUCUAGAGAUCGAGGAUAACUCGGGUCAUCCUGCACCUGUCGACUGGCCACAAGAAGGGGUGCUUGAAGUGAAGAACUUGACAGUACGAUAUGCCCCUGGCAUUUUUCCAGCGCUUCAAAAUGUUAGCUUCCGAGUGACACGAAACCAACGUGUUGGAGUAGUGGGGAGAACCGGUGCUGGGAAAUCCUCUCUGGCCCUCGUGCUAUUUCGAAUCCUCGACGCCAGUGAGGGGCAGAUUCUUAUCGACGGAGUUGAUAUCUCUGAUAUUCGUCUGCAUGACGUCAGAAAACGACUAGCUAUGAUUCCCCAGUUUCCCUUCAUUUUUAGAGGCACAUUGCGAUCGAAUCUGGAUCCUUUCGGGAACUGCGAAGACGCUGAGCUUCUCUCGGCCCUCUCUCGCGUUCAUUGGAGCAAGGCCAACAUUUCGGAGGAUCAGGCUAUCGACAAACCUGUUUCGCAGGGUGGCACACGGAAGGAAAAAAAGAGCGAUGAUGACACCUCGGUCUUGGAUAGCCCGGUUGCUGACGGAGGCUCUAAUCUCUCAUACGGCCAACGCCAACUUCUGUGCCUAGCGCGAGCUCUGAUCCAGAUGCCACGCUUGCUAAUACUCGACGAAGCGACCUCGGCCGUUGACAAGACAACAGACAGCGUUGUUCAACAAUCAAUCCGGUCGGAAUUCGGUCGAAAUGAUAGUACGCUGCUUGUGAUCGCCCAUCGUCUAAGUACAGUGGCAGACUUUGAUCAAAUCUUAGUCCUUGGCGGAGGUAAAGUUUUGGAGUUCGGUCAACCUGUAGAGCUUAUGCGUCGAGAUAAUGGUGUGUUCAGAAGUAUGGUCGAGGAGGACGCUGAAAAGGACUCGAUAGUGAGGGGAAUUCUCAGUACCGGCCAAUCACCUCUACACCCUGAUUAG
Molecule: messenger RNA, 6093 nt
Organism: Aspergillus affinis
Lineage: Eukaryota; Fungi; Ascomycota; Eurotiomycetes; Eurotiales; Aspergillaceae
Exons: 10
Coding region: 1-6093 (2030 amino acids)
Biological process (GO): transmembrane transport
Cellular component (GO): membrane
Molecular function (GO): ATP binding; ABC-type transporter activity; ATP hydrolysis activity
Source: RefSeq, a predicted model, not a curated record